Messenger RNA from Trichogramma pretiosum, 1178 nucleotides. RefSeq names its product BTB/POZ domain-containing protein At3g56230-like. Gene Ontology annotation, biological process: regulation of proteolysis; proteasome-mediated ubiquitin-dependent protein catabolic process. Bases 102 to 1100 code for a protein of 332 amino acids. NCBI's taxonomy places the organism in Eukaryota, Metazoa, Arthropoda, Insecta, Hymenoptera, Trichogrammatidae. Gene Ontology annotation, molecular function: ubiquitin protein ligase binding. Gene Ontology annotation, cellular component: nucleus; cytoplasm. The transcript has a single exon. The record is from RefSeq and is a predicted model, not a curated record.
UAAGACUCGACAGUUCACAUGUUGAAUUAGUUCAGAUACUUGUAAGACACCAAUGCCAUUUUACCUGUUUCUUAAUUAAUAUAUGUAUAAUUUUUAACGCAAUGUCGAACGAAAUCCGUCAUACUAAUUUUGGAUACAGCGAAUGGAUUAUAUCCUGUAGAUUACGGCUUACUCCUGAUGAACGUUGGGACUCACUUUUAGAAUCUCCGCAAUUCAGAUGUGAUAGGAAUAAACUCUGGCGUCUGACUUUAAGAUAUAAUAUGUAUUCUAUAAAAGUGUUUUUGCAACUGUUAUCAAAGGAUAGCUCGCCUUUUGAUCUUUCUGAAAGCUAUAUAUACUUAGUGAAUCAUCGACCCGAUUCUUUGACAAAGAACGAAUCACGAAUUGAACUUGAAAACUGUGACAGAUAUUACACAUUUAGCGAUCAAACGUAUAAAGAUGUGUUUGACAAAUUAAAAUCUGUUAAUAUGACUUCCACAGAAACUAUAACAUUUCGAUUUUUUAUUGAUGCAAAAAUCAUUAAUAAUGCAAGUUAUAAUAAAGACCCUCAAAAAUCUCCAGUAUCGUGCUUUGAAAAUCUCUUCAACAACUCAGAUCUAUCGGAUAUUCAAUUGGUGGUUGGCGAUGAAACAUUUUUUGCUCACAAGGCGAUAUUAGCAAAUGGUAGUACAGUGUUUACAGCCAUGUUUAAAAACGAUUUGAAAGAAAGCAAAGAAAAUGUUGUGGAAAUAAAUGACAUGAGUGCAGAGGGAAUGCAUAAUUUAUUGAGAUAUAUGUAUACUCACAUUGCUAGAAUUGAUAAAAACAUUGUAUUUGAUCUAUUGAUGGCUUCGGAUAAAUAUUUAAUUCCUAAUUUAAAAAAAUCAUGUGAAAGAUAUUUACUAGACACUUUAACCAUUGAAAAUUGUAUAGAUUAUGUUUUGGCUGCAGAUUUGUAUAACAUGUAUGAACUAAAAAGUGAAAUUAUUGUUUUCAUUGGUCGGAAAUGUAAACUUGAUUUUAUGAAUUCUAAACCAUUUGUUCAACUACAGAAAUCAAAUUUAAAAUUGUAUGCAGAAAUUACCCAACAUUUUAUGUUUCUUGUUCUCAGAUCAAAAUGAACAUUAGGAGUUAUGAUUAAAAAUGAUUUUUCAUGUUUUACUAUCUAACAUUUUGAUUGUGUUUAUGAUAUAUUUGAA